AUGCCGUCUUUGGCCCCAAGGUCUUACCAGCUCCUCGUGGGCGUAUUCGCCUCGCUGGGAGCAUUUCUCUUUGGAUAUGAUCUCGGUGUCAUAGCUGCCGUCGUCGCCUCCGAGACUUUCAAGUCCCAAUUCGACCCCAACACAUCGGAAGAGGGUCUUGUUGUCAGCAUGUUCACAGCCGGUGCCUUCUUCGGAGCAGGCGCUGGCGGUACCCUGGGUGAUCGCAUCGGUCGACGAGGAACAAUCGUUGUCGGAGCCGUCGUGUUUCUCCUCGGUGGAGGUCUCCAGACCGGAGCUCGGAAUAUUCACUUCUUAUGGACUGGACGAUUCAUCUCCGGCUUGGGAGUUGGAGUACUCUGCAUGAUUGUUCCUCUUUAUCAAGCAGAACUCGCACACCCACAUAUCCGAGGCCGUAUCACAGCUCUGCAGCAACUCAUGAUCGGCGUCGGAGCUUUCGUCGCAACAUGGGUCGGCUGGGGUUGUUUUGUCAACCUCGGUGCUUCUAGUGCUCAGUGGCGGGUUCCUCUGGCGAUCCAAAAUAUUCCUGCGAUAGUCCUUGCGGCACUGACCUACUUGUUUCCCGAAAGUCCUAGAUGGCUCGCCGACAAGGGCAAGGAUGAAGAAACCCUUCACACACUUGCAAGGCUACAUGCAAACGGUAACGUCGAGGAUCCCUUUGUCAUGGCCGAAUACGACGAAAUCAGAAACUCGAUUCAGUACGAGCAUCAACACGCAGCCAAGUCGUACAAGGAACUGUUCAAGUCACGAAGCGCCUUCCGCCGUCUCUUCCUCUGCUGCGCCAUUCAGGCCUCCGUCCAGAUGACAGGCGUCUCGGCAAUCCAGUAUUACUCUCCCACUAUUUUCAAGCAGAUCGGUAUUGCUACGGACGACACUCUCAAGUAUCAAGGUAUCAGCAACGGAUUAGCCAUCGUCGCCCAGGCCUGUGCCAUGUUGUUGAUUGAUCGCACUGGACGCCGAUGGCCGCUUAUCGGAGGAAACCUCUUCAACUCGGUCACUUUCAUCAUUGCGUCUAUUCUUCUUGCCCAGUUCCCUCCAGGAGCAUCCAAUAACUUGAGCGCGCAAUGGGGGUUCAUCGUCAUCACUUGGCUAUACAACUUCUCUUUCUCAUCUACUUGCGGCCCGCUCAGUUGGAUUAUCCCUGCCGAGGUGUUUGAUACAAACACACGCGCCAAGGGUGUCAGUAUCGCCACAAUAGCCUCCUUUGCGUUUAACACCAUGAUUAUGAUUACACCCAAGGCUAUGGAAUCAAUUGGUUACAGAUUUUACUUCCUCUUUGUUGUCUGCAACGUCACCAAUGCCCUGUUCUUCUGGGUAUUCCUCCCAGAGACAGCUCGCAGACCCCUCGAGCAGAUGAACGAGAUCUUUUCAAGCAAGAGUUGGAUUGCCAUCGGCAAGAGUGCUUCCUAUAGGGGUGCCACGACCGAUGUCGAGAGCCAUGUUGAUAAGACCGAGGUGACUCACGAGGCCGAGAAGAGACAGAACUGA
Fusarium vanettenii 77-13-4 is the source of this 1506-nucleotide messenger RNA. RefSeq lists its product as uncharacterized. Lineage: Eukaryota; Fungi; Ascomycota; Sordariomycetes; Hypocreales; Nectriaceae. The transcript is spliced from 3 exons. Gene Ontology annotation, biological process: carbohydrate transport; transmembrane transport. The record is from RefSeq and is a predicted model, not a curated record. Gene Ontology annotation, cellular component: membrane. Gene Ontology annotation, molecular function: carbohydrate:proton symporter activity. Bases 1 to 1506 code for a protein of 501 amino acids.